Molecule: messenger RNA, 354 nt
Organism: Funneliformis caledonium
Lineage: Eukaryota; Fungi; Glomeromycota; Glomeromycetes; Glomerales; Glomeraceae
Source: the annotation of a GenBank genome assembly
AUGGUAUCAUAUCCACCAACAGACCCACCUUCAGAUUCUAAAAAUAUGGUAUCAACAAAUACUGAUUUGUCUCAUGUAGAAAAGACGGACCCCCACAAGUCCCUGAGUAGCUCCGAAAAUAAAUCAAAAAAGACUGGGAGGGGGAAUCCAAAAGCCAAGUCUGUUCAUAUCUCUGAAUUGCCUGAUGUUAUCCCCUUGGGAUCCAUUCAGAUUAAGCCAACGCUGAAAAACUCAGUCGAAGGCACUCAGGAUAAAGGAUUACGUGGGGAGGAAUUAAAAGCAUUUUAUGAGAAGGAUGUUAAGGAAGACGAAAAAAGUAAAGCAGAGACAGCUCGCUUAUUGGCUACUACCUAA